Messenger RNA from Nestor notabilis (Kea), 1210 nucleotides. RefSeq names its product calcium channel, voltage-dependent, gamma subunit 4 (gene CACNG4). The record is from RefSeq and is a predicted model, not a curated record. Lineage: Eukaryota; Metazoa; Chordata; Aves; Psittaciformes; Psittacidae. Gene Ontology annotation, biological process: positive regulation of synaptic transmission, glutamatergic; postsynaptic neurotransmitter receptor diffusion trapping; transmission of nerve impulse. Gene Ontology annotation, molecular function: channel regulator activity; voltage-gated calcium channel activity. Gene Ontology annotation, cellular component: postsynaptic density membrane; voltage-gated calcium channel complex; AMPA glutamate receptor complex.
GAAUCUACAAAGGACAUUGCUUCCGAAUCAACCAUUUCCCUGAAGACAAUGACUAUGACCAUGACAGCUCAGAAUACCUUCUCCGCAUUGUCCGUGCCUCCAGUGUGUUUCCCAUCCUAAGCACAAUAUUGCUGUUGCUGGGAGGACUCUGUGUCGGAGCAGGAAGGAUUUACAACAGCAAAAACAACAUUAUUCUCAGCGCUGGGAUUCUCUUUGUUGCAGCAGGACUAAGUAAUAUCAUAGGGAUCAUUGUCUACAUAUCAAGCAACACAGGUGACCCAAGUGACAAACGAGAUGAGGACAAAAAGAACCAUUACAACUAUGGUUGGUCUUUUUAUUUUGGAGCCUUGUCUUUCAUCGUGGCUGAAACCAUAGGUGUUCUGGCUGUGAACAUUUAUAUUGAGAAGAACAAAGAGCUGAGGUUUAAGACCAAGAGGGAAUUCCUUAAGACUUCUUCCAGUUCUCCUUAUGCCAGGAUGCCAAGUUACAGGUACAGGAGGCGGAGGUCCAGAUCCAGUUCUCGGUCUACAGAACCUUCUCCAUCUAGAGACAUUUCUCCAGUUGGCAUGAAGAUAGCAAGCACCAUUCCCAUGAAUGAAGAGCCUUUGAAGGUUACAACAGCUGCCAGCUACAACGCAGACCAAGAAGCUAGUUUUCUGCAGGUUCACAACUUCCUUCAGAAGGAAUUUAAGGAAGGACUCCAUGUCAACAUGGUCAACAGGAGAACGACGCCUGUUUGAAGCACCUUCCUUCCCCGUGCUUUUUGAAGAAAUACCGAAAGAGAACGGAUCGGUCAUGGAAGAGAAGGAGCAAUGUUAAAAUACCCUCUCACCUCUUGAAUUGUGGCAUGUGUUGAGGUAGCAAGUGGAGAUCCUCUGGACCAACAUAAUGAUAUUACACACUCGUAGCUUUUUUCGAAGCUAUUUGGAGUUUGUUUCUUUCAGUUCUUGGUGUCACAAAAUGAAGGCGGUUCAUGUUCCUGCACUUCUGUAGUGUGUACAAAGUCUUGGAGAAACUGCAAAGGACUGGCCACCAGUGUGUUUUAAAGGGUUACAGAGAAAUUGUUGUACUACUUCUUUUUUUCUAAUGUUGAGAUCCCUUCAUACAAACUUGCAAAUAUAAUUUAUAACCAAGCCCAAGGAUGAAUACGAACUGCUCCUCAAGUGAGCCACUUCCCUUUGACACAGCAUAAGCUUUGCCUCUUUCCAAA